Molecule: messenger RNA, 1344 nt
Organism: Mytilinidion resinicola
Lineage: Eukaryota; Fungi; Ascomycota; Dothideomycetes; Mytilinidiales; Mytilinidiaceae
Exons: 6
Coding region: 1-1344 (447 amino acids)
Source: RefSeq, a predicted model, not a curated record
AUGGAAAUGAGCGAGUCUCUGGCCAUGGCUACUCAAGAGGGCCAGCAGACAACCUCGUCGAGCGACCGUCAAGCUGUCGCAGUCCCGUCCGGCCACGUCAUGAUGGCGAAUGUCGAAGACAUGAUUGCGCAAGAAGGCGAGCAGUAUAGAGCGCAGAAUGGCCUGCAACUUAUCGCAGGCCCGCCGAUGAACGUCGCUGAGGCGGAUAUGAACGACAUGCAGCCUCAGCCAAUGAUGGUUUCCAACAUGCCCAAUGCCCACCAUAUUAUGAGAGGCCCGCCCAACCGCUUCUCCACCGUGUUGCAAUCACAGUCUCUACCAAGGCUUGGCACAUCCGUCCGACUCGGCAAGCGACCCCGCAUUCCGGAGGGUCUUCAAUUCGUCUUGGGCCCUGGCAAACGUAUCAAAAUUCUUUGCGAAGGACACGACCUUGGAGUCACGAUCGGAUUCAACCACGAUAAGAGCGCUGAUAUUUCCGUCACGAGCCGCACUCAGGAAAAGCCGUAUAUCAAGUAUGACCCUCUCUGGCCACACUCCAACCAGAAGCUGGCGAGCUUGCACGCUCACGCGAGCGAGUACAAGCGGGGAGAGUUCCCGUUUAUGAAGAUGCCACCCGAGAUCCGCAUUAUUGUGUACAAGAUGCUUAUGAGCAAGGACGACCCGUAUGACGACACUUAUGAAGCCGUGCAUGAUCUGUGGUGCAAUUCGUCGCGCGAAAACACUCGACGAGGUGCAGUCAUGUCGAGGUCCAAAGGCUCCUUCAUGAUACCGGGCUUCAUUCUGAAGUCACGUACCUGGGUUAAUGGACAAUACGAAGACCAUUACCUAGGGAACGCGCGGUCUCUGCUGGCACUGAACAAAACGAUGCGCGCAGAAGUUGGCCAGCUUGUCUUUCAGACGAUGAAGUUCGACCUGACCUCACUAACUGUCGAGACGAUCUGCGAAUGGCUCCUAGACAUCGGAGACAUUGGUCGGCACAACAUUAAGAACCUUUCAAUCGAGUGGUGGUCUCCGACCUGGGGAAGUGGCUCUCGCGAUCAUCUCGUUCGCCCGCUUGAUGCAGCAGCAGAUUUGGUCGAGCUUCUGGCGUCUUGCGCCGCCCUUCGGUAUCUGGGAGUCCGUUUACCGUACGGAAAUGGAUUGGGCCGAUCCCGGGUCAAGCCUCAUCACUUCAAUACUCACUGCGAUCUUGCUCUGCUCCGUACUGUCACAGGCGCCAAGAGGGUUCGUGUCGAAUCCCCCAAUCCAGCGCUAACCCGAUGGCUUGUGGCUGGUAUGACAGGAGUCAAUGAACAGAACAUUCAGAUUCAACAGGACAGGCAUUAUCAUUGGGCUAGGAACUAG